AUGUAUAACGUGCCUACAAGGCAAAGCCGCAAACACAAUCAUACUGUAGGAUCACGUCUCAAGUACCAGAAGAAUUAUGAACCAUUCCAAUACAUUCAUACGGAUGUCUUUGGUCCUGUCUCUGUAGACAAACCUUAUCCAUCUUGGUUUGUCGCCUUUACCGAUGAGGCCACUCGUUUUCGCUGGGUCUUCCCAUUAGAAAACAAAACGGCCGAUCUUAUGCUACAUGUUAUUACUGCGCUAGUAAACACUAUAAAACGUCAAUUCAACUCUAAGGUGCUCUGUUUCCAAUUUGAUCACGGGCGUGAAUACGAUAAUAAACUCCUUCAAAAUUAUCUUGAGAGUAAUGGUAUUCAAUCCAUAUUCAAUUCGGUAGCUGACUCCGCCUCCAAUGGUGUUGCUGAACGAAUGAAUUUGACUCUGCUAAAUGAUUGUCGCACGCUGCUCAAAGCUGCUCAACUACCUGACAAUCUCUGGUUUUAUGCCAUUCAAUUUUCUACAGUUAUUCGCAACUCAGUCUACAAUGAAUCCAUAAAAAGCUCACCUCGAGCCAUUGCUGGUCUAUCUGGAUUAGAUGUACAAAACAAUCUUACCAUUUGGUCAACCGGUUAUCGCUCAUACGAACCAAACCUCCUACUAAGUUACAUUCUCGAGGCGAACCUAGGUUUUGCAUUGACUCCAUCUACUCACAGUUACGAUACUUAA
Messenger RNA from Naumovozyma dairenensis CBS 421, 705 nucleotides. RefSeq lists its product as uncharacterized. The coding region runs from base 1 to 705 and encodes 234 amino acids. NCBI's taxonomy places the organism in Eukaryota, Fungi, Ascomycota, Saccharomycetes, Saccharomycetales, Saccharomycetaceae. Gene Ontology annotation, biological process: DNA integration. The record is from RefSeq and is a predicted model, not a curated record. The transcript has a single exon. Gene Ontology annotation, molecular function: nucleic acid binding.